CUCUCCGAAAUCACAAAAGAGUUCCCUUACCGGGACCAAUGAGCUGAACAUCAUGGGAGCCGCCAGGCAGAUUUUGCUUCUCGGAAUUUUCUUUUGUUUAUUACCGGGUGUUUUUGGUCAAACAUUUAACUUCGCCGCUGAUCCUUUCACUUUUGACCCAUCAUGUGGACUGGAGAAUCUCAACGGCAACUGGUCUGCACAAGGCACAUUAACGAUAACUGCUGCUGAGUUGGUCGACGCUAAUCCGCAAAUCAGCAUACAGACGACAUCUGAGCUGUGCACAGUGGACAUCUCUAACUGUAAUGUCACUUCACCCUCAACGAUUGACGCCUGCUAUUGUACCGGCCGAACUGGCGACGUGUACACUCUGUUCGUGAGACGACGGGCCAGGUCUUCUCAAAGUGGAGCAAGUCUGACAGCUGUUGUGAUACCCUCAGACCCUUUUCUAGCAAAUCUUGCAAAAACAGACAUAGGAACUCUGCCUCUCAUAUACA
Aplysia californica (California sea hare) is the source of this 494-nucleotide messenger RNA. RefSeq lists its product as uncharacterized. Lineage: Eukaryota; Metazoa; Mollusca; Gastropoda; Aplysiida; Aplysiidae. The record is from RefSeq and is a predicted model, not a curated record.